AUGCAGCCCUGGCCGGCUGGGAGUUUACCCGAGCUCGGCCGACACUCCCCCGGGCCGAGCCCUCGCGCGGCGUUCCCAGAAGUUCACACAAAGCGCGCAGUCUCCCCCGCGGCCCAGACCCAAGCCGGAGCACAUGGCUCCCGGGGCGGCGGGGGAAUCGGCCUUCGCUCGGGGCGCCGGCACCCCUCGCACCCCCGCCCCGCCACCCUGCGUCACACUCGGCGCUUCGGCUCCCCGGGGGGCCCGCCACCCCUGUGGGGCUGGGGCUCGGGAAGAAAGAAAACUCACGUGGCUGUCCCGGGGCAGGAAAAAGUUUGGUUCCCACCCUCCUUCCCCCGCCGCUCGGCGCUGGCUGAUCUUCGGGGCGCGGGGCCGGCCGAGCCUGCGCGCUCGGCUUUGUGCUCCGAACUCGGCCCGGAGGGGGAGGGGAGGGGGCUGGGCUCCCACCUCCGCACCGCCCCCCCCCCGCACCAGCCCUGCGCCCAGACUCCAUGUUGGCCGCCCCCUGCCCCGGAGACGGCGCGCUUCCACCCCCCGGGGGAGGCUCGGCUCCGACUCGGCCUGCCCGAAGGACCCGGCGCGCACAAACUUUCUUCGGGUCGCCGGCCCCACGCGCCCCGCUCCCUUGGCCCGCCCGGGAGUGACAGAUGCCUCAGAGACAGACUUUCCUUUGUUCCAAAGGAAAAGGGAACUCGCGCGGGCUCCCCGGCCCCCCCCCCAGCUCCGAGACCUUCCCGCUGCCCCCACCCGCAGCUGUCACUCUCGGGGGGCCCCCUCCCCGGCCCGGCCGCGGCGGGGGCGGGGGGGCGACCGGCGGUUAGCAACGUGCACUUUUGA
Messenger RNA from Rangifer tarandus platyrhynchus (Svalbard reindeer), 837 nucleotides. The record is from the annotation of a GenBank genome assembly. NCBI's taxonomy places the organism in Eukaryota, Metazoa, Chordata, Mammalia, Artiodactyla, Cervidae.